AUGAAGGAGGUCGUCUCACACCAGGCCCCAAAAGUAAUCAAAAAGCUCCAGUUCAGCCUUCUCAAUGCCCAGGACACGGUCAAAAUAUCCGAGUUUGAGGUCACCCACCGGGAUCUCUACACUCCUACGGAUCGGCUGCCGGUGAAGCAUGGUGUGCUCGAUAGACGUCUUGGUACGACCGAGAAAAAUGCGUUUUGCGAGACGUGUGGGCAGUCAUCUGUUAAUUGCGUCGGGCAUUACGCGUAUAUCAAGCUCGUUGUCCCUGUGUUUCACAUCGGAUACUUCAAACAUACGAUAGCGAUUCUACAGGCCAUUUGCAAGACAUGCGCUCGUGUACUACUAGAAGAGCCCGACAGGCGCACGUUCCUCAAGCGCUUCCGCCGCCCAAACCUCGAAAAUAUGCAACGGCAGGCGAUAUCCAAAGCCGUCAACUCCAUGGCACGCAAGGUCGUCUAUUGCCCGUACUGCUCUUCGACGAACGGCGCCGUGAAGAAGGCUGGUGCGUUGAAGAUAAUCCACGACAAAUUUCGCGCGAAGAAGACGGCAGACGAGCUGGAGAAGUGGAAAUUGACAUUCGCACCGGCGAUUGAGGCGCAGAAGGAGUUGGCGCUGUACAUCAAUAAGGCGGUACAUGAGGAUUUGAACCCGUUGAAGGUUCUGGACUUGUUCAGGCGGAUAUCAGACGAGGAUUGCGAGCUGUUGGGACUGCAUCCUGAAUGGGGUCGACCAGAAGAGUUUAUCUGGCAAUACAUUUCGGUCCCGCCAGUGUGCAUUCGGCCUUCCGUAGCGCAGGACGGAGCUUCCAACGAAGAUGACCUCACGGUCAAGUUGACCGAGAUCGUUUUCACCAACGCACUAAUCAAACAGGGCAUCGCAAAAGGCGCUCCGACACCUCAAUUCAUGGAGCAGUGGGAGUUUCUUCAAUUAUCGGUAGCCAUGUACAUCAACUCCGAGCUUCCUGGCGUGCCUCCGCAACUCGGCCAAAAACCCAUCCGAGGUUUCGUGCAGCGUCUGAAAGGAAAACAGGGCCGUUUCAGGGGAAAUCUGUCCGGAAAGCGUGUCGAUUUCUCUGGACGAACGGUCAUUUCUCCUGACCCAAACUUGCGUAUCGACGAGGUGGCUGUUCCGGAACGCGUCGCUAAAAUCCUGACGUAUCCUGAACGAGUGACAGCCCAUAAUAUCAACGUGCUGCGGCAGGCGGUGAAGAACGGUCCUGAUGUCCAUCCCGGCGCAAACUUCGUGGCGAGAGGCGAGAAUAAGAAGUUUCUGCGAUUUGGAAACCGGAACGCCAUUGCGGAUGGCCUGGCUAUUGGCGAUAUCGUCGAACGGCAUGUUAUUGACGGAGACAUCGUCCUGUUCAAUCGGCAGCCUAGUUUGCACAAGCUCUCCAUCAUGUGUCAUCGGGCCAAAGUUCGACCAUGGCGUACAUUCCGAUUAAACGAGUGCGUUUGUGGACCUUACAACGCCGAUUUUGAUGGAGACGAGAUGAAUCUGCACGUCCCUCAGACGGAAGAGGCUAGGACGGAAGCUCUGGAGCUCAUGAACAUCAAGCACAACCUCGUUACCCCCCGUAACGGAGAGCCCGUCAUUGCUGCUAUCCAGGAUUUCAUCACGGCUUCCUUCCUCCUCUCCAGAAAGGACCUCUUCUUUGACCGCCGACAGUUUACUCAAAUCUGCUGCUAUUUUGCCGAUGCCAACAUGCCUAUCGAUAUCCCCCCUCCAGUCAUCAUAAAACCCGUCAGACUAUGGACAGGAAAGCAGAUAUUCAAUGUUCUUAUGAAGCCAAACAAAGAAUCGAAGAUCCGGGUCAACGUCGAGUCAAAGUGCCACAAGUGGGAGGAAGCGAAGGCUGAGAACUAUCCAUGGAUGGCGAAGCCAGCCAAUGACCUUUCUCCUAACGACGGAUGGCUCGUCGUGGUCAACAGUGAAAUCAUGUGUGGUGUGAUGGACAAGGCUACGGUCGGUAGCGGGAAGAAAAAGUCAAUAUUUGGUGUUAUCAUGCGUGACUAUGGGCCUCAUGAGGCAGCAGCUGCCAUGAACCGCUUGGCCAAGCUUUGUGCUCGUUGGUUAGCGAAUUAUGGGUUUUCUCUAGGAAUUAACGACGUUAUCCCCGGUCCGGAGCUCAGCAAAAAGAAGGAUGAGCUGGUUGAGAAAGCUUACGCCGACUGCCAGGACCUUAUCGCCCUAGCAAAGAAGGGCAAGCUGGAAAAUAAACCUGGAUGCAACCAAGAACAAACUUUGGAAGCUAUGAUCUCGUCUGUAUUAUCAAAAGUCCGUGAAGCCGUCGGUCAGAUAUGCAUGAGGGAAUUGAGCAGACAGAAUGCCCCUCUAAUUAUGGCUACCUGUGGUUCUAAAGGUUCCGUCAUUAACGUGUCUCAGAUGGUGGCUUGUGUCGGUCAACAAAUUAUUGCUGGACAUCGUGUACCUGAUGGAUUCCAAGACCGCUCAUUGCCCCACUUCCCAAAGAAGUCAAAAGAACCGCCUUCGAAGGGUUUUGUACGAAAUAGUUUCUAUUCAGGAUUGCGUGCUACAGAGUUCUUAUUCCACGCCAUUUCUGGACGUGAAGGUCUGGUCGAUACUGCUGUGAAGACUGCCGAGACUGGCUACAUGCAACGUCGUCUAAUGAAGGCAUUGGAGGAUCUUACCACACAAUAUGAUCUCUCGGUUCGGAAUUCGGAAGGAGGAGUGGUUCAAUUCCGCUAUGGUGACGAUGGACUAGACCCAGCUUGCCUCGAAGGAGAUGCCCAACCCAUUGAUUUGACCAGGUCAUUAAGCCAUGCUCUAGCAUCUGGUAGGAGAGAAGGCCGAUGUCUACUGCCAUAUGAGGUCAUGGAGAUCGUAGACCGCGAGUUGGCAACCCCGAGGUUCAAGUCAGAAUGUACUCCAGCGUACCUCGACACUGUUCGGAAGUUUAUCUUUGACCACCUUGCGCAUAAGAUGGCCGAUGCUCGCCUCAAGCGAGGCAUGUUUGAGGCCCUCGAUCGCGAGAGCGAAUGGGACGAAUACACUGACUUGUCCCUCGGUGCAUCAGCUGCUGACACACUGGUCGUUGAGAACCAGUCAAAAGUCACAGAAGAUCAACUAAAGGAAUAUCUGAAUCUAUGCUGGACGAAGUAUGUCAAAGCACGCAUUGAGCCUGGAUCAACUGUUGGAGCCGUCGGAGCGCAAUCUAUCGGUGAGCCAGGCACCCAGAUGACCCUCAAAACUUUCCAUUUUGCUGGUGUUGCCUCGAUGAAUGUCACUUUGGGAGUGCCUCGUAUCAAGGAAAUCAUCAACGCUGCCAAAAUUAUCAGUACACCAAUUAUCAGCUGCAAGCUCGUAAAUAGUGAGAGCGAAGCAUCGGCACGGAUUGUAAAGGGCCGUCUAGAAAAGACGUUACUCGGAGAUAUUGCAAGUGUCUUCGAGGAAGCUUGGGCACCACAGUACACAUACAUCGGCAUCAUCCUGGAUACAGACGCCAUUCAGAAACUUCAGCUUGAACUUACCAUAGAUGAUAUCAAGUGGGCUAUUGUGGCUGCUAAGAAAUUAAAAGUCAAACAAGAGGCUAUAACCAUCAUCCCCCGCAAAUAUCGAUUGAGGAUAUACGUGGACGGCGAGGAUAGCUAUUACCGACUACGAGAACUGAAGCGAGGGCUCGCGGACGUUGUUGUGAAGGGUGUGGCUUCUAUCCAGCGGGCAGUCAUCAACAUCAAGGACAAAGAUGACGAUAACGGGAAGAAAGGAGACAAAGAACUUCUCGUCGAAGGGUACGGUUUGCAACGAUGCAUGACAACUGAAGGUGUCAUCGGAGAGAAAACAUCUUCUAAUCAUGUCAUUGAGGUUGCGAAAGUCUUGGGCAUCGAGGCUGCACGGAAAACGAUCAUCAACGAAAUUCAGUAUACCAUGAAGUCACACGACAUGAUCAUUGACCCUCGACAUGUCAUGUUACUAGGAGAUGUAAUGACUUACAAGGGAGAGGUGUUGGGUAUCACCCGAUUCGGCGUGGCUAAGAUGAAAGACAGUGUCCUUAUGCUUGCCUCAUUCGAAAAAACGACGGACCAUCUAUUCGAUGCUUCAGCCUAUGGCAAGGCUGAUAGCAUUGCUGGUGUGUCAGAAAGCAUCAUUAUGGGAAAUCCUGCCGCAAUGUGCGGUACAUCUAUGCCGGCCCUUUAUGCUGCACCACCAGCAAUCAGGAAACCACGGAAAUUGUUGUUCGAAAAUGCCUUGUAA
Messenger RNA from Cyclocybe aegerita, 4209 nucleotides. The record is from the annotation of a GenBank genome assembly. Lineage: Eukaryota; Fungi; Basidiomycota; Agaricomycetes; Agaricales; Hemipholiotaceae.